AUGGGGCUCAGCCACGUGUCCCUCCCGCUUCACCCGGUCCCCUUGGCCCUGGCUGGCAGCCGGUCACGCCGUCCCCGGCACAGCCCCGCUGCUCGCCCAGCCCCAGGGCAGGGCUUUCCUCUGCCAACGCGCCGAGCGCUGGGGCCACCAGCCAGGGCUCCCGCUGCCCCCAUGGUGUCCCCCGAGGGGUUGGUGGCUGUGGCGCUUGCUGGCCUGAGCCUCCUGGCUUGGUGCCUUUGGACAAGGAGGGCGGAGGUGCCUGGAGAUGGGGACGAGGAGGAAGAGGAGGGGAUCCCCUUCAUCAUCGCCGAGGAUGGCUCGUGGCGCUGCCGGCUGUUGUGCAAGCCCUCGGCGCUGGCCCAGCACCUGGUGCGGAGCUUGGGGCGAUCGGCGGCGCUGCGGGGGGAUCGCUGGUGGUGGCCGCGUUGGCCGCGGCUCCAGCUGCUGUGGCAGCUCCUGCAGGCGCCCACGCCGCAGCCAGCGGUGGCGCGGGAGCUCCUGCAGCUGUCCGACACCGGGUUGGUGGCCCUGGACUGGCUGGUGGGGCCGUGGGGGGCUGCGGGCGGUGCUGGGGGGCUCAGCCCCGUUCUGCUGCUCAUCCCCAACGCCGCGGGGAUGGUGACGGCGGGGCUGCUGCAGCUGGGGCUGCGGGCGCUGGAGAGGGGCUUCAUCCCCGUCAUCUUCAACCGCCGGGGUCACAACGGCUGCCCCCUCACCACCCCUCGGCUCCAGCCCUUCGGGGACCCUGGGGACCUGCGGGAGGCAGUGACCUAUCUGCGCUGCCGGCACCCCUGCGCCCCGCUGCUGGCCGUCAGCGAGGGCUCGGGCUCGGGGCUGCUGCUCGCCUACCUGGGCGAGAGCGGCUCCUCCAGCCGCUUGGCCGCCGCCGCCUGCCUCUCGCCCAUCUUCAGCGGCCAGGAGUGGUUCGAGGCUGGCAUGCCCUGGCUCUACGAGUGGCCGUUGCUCCUGCACCUCAAGAAGGGGCUCAGCAGGUACGCCGUGUCCCUGGCCGAGGCGGUGGACGUGGACGGGCUGCUGGGCAGCCGCUCGCUGCGAGAGCUGGAAGAAGCCCUCUUCUGCCGGACCAAGAGCCACCCCACCAGCUGGGAGACCUACUGGGAACGCAACGAGCCCUUGCGUGACGCAGACGAGGCGGCCGUGCCAGUGCUGUGCCUCUGCAGCGCCGACGACCCCGUGCGCGGCCCCGCUGCCCGCAGCCUCCCCUUGGAGCUCUUCCGCAGCAGCCCCUAUUUCUUCUUGCUGCUGACCCCGCGCGGGGGGCACUGCGGCUUCCCCCGGCGCGAUGCGGGGCGCUGCUGGGGCCAUGAGGCCGUGCUGGAGUUCUUUGGGGCCAUGGGCGAGUUCCUGGGGGCAGAGGAGCUGAGGAAGGGGACACCGCGACCCCGUAGCAUUGGGGGUCCCAAGGGCGAGCCCCCCACCUUCGCCUGGCAGCGGUCCUACACGCGGUAGCCCCCGCGCGGACAGAGGCAGGCAGACACUCCGUGUACUAAAAUUACUUUAUUACAGUUGAUUUUUGUUUUUGUUUUGUUUUUUUUUUGUUUGUUUUUGUUUUUUGUUUUUUUUUAACAUUUCCUUUGCUAUGAUACAAAGGAUACUUACAAACAAAAUAUUACAUAUGACCUUAUUUUUUUUUUUUCUCUUCUCUUAUUUUCUGACAACUUGGUAACAGCUUUAAAUGCACAAUCUAUACAAUUAAUACAGGUUAUAUAUGAGCUAUACUGUAUGUUGAACCAGAAGAAUACCAGAAUACUGACAAUAUACUGUACAUUUAGCCUUACCAGUUAGUGCUCGUGGCAUUUUCUACAAGAAGGAAAACGCACACCUGUAGAUUCACUCAUACCAGCUGGUGCUACCAGACACGGAAGCAGGAAGGAGUUGAAUUCUCCUAAGUUAAAUCCUUCGUGGCCCAUCACCGUGGUGCUGGGCCUGGAAACCUCAGACCAGUGUUCAUAGUAAAACAGCAGAUAUGUGUGUGUUUUUUUUUUUUUCUCUAAGCUCUGCGGCACAAAACGGCGCGGCCGGGCUUUGCCUUUCCCCGGUACCGCGGCAGCCGGGCUUUGCCAUACCUGGGUGAUGCCGCAGAGCAGAAGGCCACGGCGCUGGGGCCGGGCGCUGGGUGAGCUCUUGUUGGUGAGCUGGACCUCCUUAUGGAGGGGGGGAAGAGGAGGAGGAGGAGGAGAGGAAAAGCAGCAAUAGCUUCGCUGUCAGCAUUAGGCAGCGCUCGGGUUUGUGGACGCGGGCGCCGAGCGGGGAAGAGCAAGCCCACGGCGCGUCGCUCCCUGGCACGGCUUGGCUGACCCGCGGGGCUCGGCCGUUGGCUGCAGACGGAGCUCGUGCCCGGCCAAAGCCCACCAGCGGGGCUGGGAGCUGCCUCGCGGUUACCUGCUCGCCAGGAAAGGUUUGCUUUUGUUUCACAGCCAAAGCUAGAGUUGUGUGGCUACAGGUGUGCACUUCCCCUCCUCCCGCCGCGGUCUGCGUUGGACUGAUAAGGUUACAUUUUUGUUUUAUGUUAUUUCUUUAAAGCAACCAGCAAAUGAAGCGUUUUUUUUUUUUUGUUUUAGUCGACUGGCAAAAGACCUGGCAUUUGCACAGAAGCUGCAAACGGAAAAUAGCCAUCCCCUCCUCCCACCCGCUGCAUCCCAGCCCAGAAAAUCCCAAACUGUCGGCAGAAGAAACAAAAAAAAAAACAAACACCAGGAGCGGAAGGGGAAGGGGGAACAGGUUGGAAAAUACCAGGUUUGAGUUUACAUUGCCUUGACUUCACACAAUGCUUGUGCAAAAAGAAACAAAAGGAAUUCCCCCCCCCCCAAUACCCCCCAAAGAAACAAAAACCAAACCCAGAAACAUGCUGGAAAUAAUGAAAACAAAUGGAAAGUAAUAUAUAAAAUUAAAAAUAUAAAUAGGAUGUCUGGCUGACUGGUAGAAGAAUAGGUCAUUUAGGUUACAAAAAGGAAUAUACAUUCAAGAGGCUCUGAACCCAGUGGGGUAACUGAUGUUAAACUUGUGUUAAUAGUUAGGCUAGAAUUCUCAAGUUUGUCUUUAAAAUCUUCACAAUACAAGCAAGCUAUUUUUAAAAAAUAUACACUAUACACACCUCACACAGCUUCUCCUAUCCGUAUUACACACGUUACGCUACCCUCCCAUCCACUAUCCCAAGGGUUCCCCCCGCUAAGGCCCGCAGGGUGGUUCCCGAACCCCUUCCCGAGCGCUGCCUCGAGGUGUCAGAGCAGCAGCGAGGGCUGCGGAGCCCCAGGCAGGUCGCUUGGCCCUCCACGUCUCACCACGACCUUCUCAAGCAUUUACAAGUCACCAAAGGGCUGUAGCCUUUUAUGUUAUACACACUUCACUUUGUAACGUUAAUUAUUUACAGCAGGGCUGCCCCCCCAUAUUUAAGCUGUUUCUAGGCAGGGAAAAAAAAUGUUCCUGUUCCAAGCAAGCAGGGGGAAGAGCUGCGGGGGGGGUUAGGAGGGAAGAAAAGCUGAAGAAGGGAAGGGGGUGGCUUGCUUGCCAGAAGCCAAACCCGUACACACGCACACGUAUGCCUCUCCUUCUCUGAUCCUCGAAUCCUUACAAGCUCCUGUCGCCUACAACCUCCAGGAGAACCCGACCUGGCAAGCACGGUCUCACCAACGCUCAAACUCCUCUGCUUGCAGCUUCCCAGGACACUCAGCAAACCUAUUCUCGACUUGCAGACUUGCCUCUGCCACAAGACAAGGAGCACAGGUCCGUCCUUCACUCCUAGAGGUGCAGUCCACCCCAUCACGGCAGCUCUGGCAGCACAAGCCAAGCCGGGGCAGGGACACCGAGAUCCACGCAAGCCACCGCAUCGCACCUGCAAACUCGCCUUUCGCAGCUGCCACCGGGCUCUGCCGGAGCCGUGCGAGAGCAGCGGCGCCGUACUUGGGCUCAUUAUCAACCCUGUGCUGAUUUCUAAACUCCGCGGUGCUCAGAGUUGCCAUAGAAAUGUGAGAUCCUGGCACUAAAAGCAGGCGACGAUCUUAAAUAAAAGUAGUUGGUUGUUUUUUUUUUCCUCCAGUAGGUUUAGAUGAUGUCAGGUUUAAGACAAAAGCAGAAGGGGAAAAAAACAGAUAAUUUCUAGAGAGGUUGAAAAACGUAGUCGUAAGCCGGUAUUAAACUGCAGCAAAGAACCCGAAUGAGGUUCCCGUCGAGUUCAGCCCCAGAGAAAGCUCAAAGCCACUGCUCCAUCCCUCGCACUGCCCAUCACACGACACUGAAGGGAAGAUUACACACAGGGAUCAUGGAAAACCCAGCUGGAAGCCCCCGGUGAGCGGCUGCCGGCCUCCCCAGCCCUCCUGCCCCAUCGGCUGCGCCGCCCCAGCGCGCAAUAUUUAAGCACAAUUCCUUACAGCAUCACUCGGACAAGUCUCGGGGACUGGAUGCAUGCUGAACUACGACUGGCAAUUACAGUAGCUUCUUGCUAGCUGGCACGUACUGUACCUAUAAAUUUUAGUACAAAAACUUAAAAAAUACAGAAACUAGGUCAAUUUGUUACCUACAUAUUUACAGAUAAUUACAAUUCUUCUCACUCACAAUAAUUAAAGUAAUUGUCAGUGAAAAAUCAGACUGUGCAUGUUCUGAGGUACCCGUACUCAGGGGUGGGGAGCGGGGCAGGGGACCAGAGGGGCGAGGGUGGGGGAAGAUCCCCUCCCCGGGUUUGUUCACAUCUGUGGGGGCAACGCUCGCCCCUCCUGGUUCCUGGACUCAGUGUGUGCACUCGGAGAAAGCAAGGAGAGAGGGAAUCAAUGUUAGGGUUUCUUUUCCUAGGACACGGCUUUAGGGUGUUUCGAGGACGCCAGAUGGGUGCAAAGCCAAUGGUCACAUCCCAAACUGCCUUCCUCCCCCCCGAGAGAAGCCUUCAGGCGAAGUGCAAGUAUUGAGACCCACAGCUUGGCGGUUUAAGGUGCUCGUUUGCUGGCAAAUCCGAUUUACUAAGUCACUCUCCAGCUGACAAAGGCCUUUUCCCUCCCCAGCAAAGCCUGGGCUGAGGGGCAGGGCAGGGCUGCAGCAGGCAGCGUCACGGCCCCAGCUGGCUGAACAUCAUUAUGCAACAGGAACAGAGUUAUCUGCUGCCAUUAUUCCCUCGUGGGGUGAUGUUUACUAUGACCACGAGACUCAUCAGCUUUGUUUUUUGGCUGUAAACAGCUCCCCACAACCCUCUAAAGCACCUCAUAUUUCUCAACAGACUCCAGGUCAACCGACUUGUAAAAGUGCAAACCGAAACAAAACACAGCAGAGGGACACCUACAUCCCUGUCUGGGCAUCCACCACUUCUUCAGCCUUGGCACAGGGCUCCAUGCUUGCCGCCAGUUGGCACCGCAGUGGGCGAGGCCCACAGGUACGAGCACAGCUAAAGACAACACCUCAUGAAAUGCUAAGGAUGUCCCAACCAAACCUGAGCCUCACCUAAAAAGCUCGCCGAAGACCUUCUAAAACGGACAGGGGAAAUUGC
Cuculus canorus (common cuckoo) is the source of this 5491-nucleotide messenger RNA. It is a transcript of the gene ABHD15, whose product is annotated as abhydrolase domain containing 15. The coding region runs from base 1 to 1470 and encodes 489 amino acids. The record is from RefSeq and is a predicted model, not a curated record. The transcript has 2 exons. Gene Ontology annotation, molecular function: monoacylglycerol lipase activity; short-chain carboxylesterase activity. Lineage: Eukaryota; Metazoa; Chordata; Aves; Cuculiformes; Cuculidae.